Messenger RNA from Drosophila nasuta, 1615 nucleotides. Its product is annotated as SET domain-containing protein 4. The transcript is spliced from 2 exons. NCBI's taxonomy places the organism in Eukaryota, Metazoa, Arthropoda, Insecta, Diptera, Drosophilidae. The record is from RefSeq and is a predicted model, not a curated record. Gene Ontology annotation, molecular function: protein-lysine N-methyltransferase activity; protein binding. The coding region runs from base 227 to 1600 and encodes 457 amino acids. Gene Ontology annotation, biological process: peptidyl-lysine trimethylation; peptidyl-lysine monomethylation.
UUUGUGUUGUUUUUGCAGAAAGUUAUUAUGGCCGGGCUAUUACACAUAAGUAAAUUGUGCAGUAAUAAAAAUACCCUUAAAUACACUUAUCACGUUACAUGUUACAAACAAUUUAGAACGCGACUGGAAGCCCGCGUGCAAGCCUAAAAACUAAAAAAAACUACUUUAAAACAGAGACGCCAAAACAGCACACACGUCGUUGCAGUUCCAGGCAGUAUACCAUAUUAUGGGACGUACACAGCGUUUGCGACAGCGUCGCGCGCCAAAAGACACAACUCAUCCAGCUGAUCACGAGUUGGACUCGCUGCACGUGCUCUAUGCUCAUCUGAAUUGUUUGGGCUGGCGGAAUACAACACAACUAUCGGCGUUGCACUUUCCGCAAACUGGGCGCGGUUUGUGCUCCAAGAGACAACGUUUACGGCCUGGCAAUGAGUUGAUACGCCUGCCCGCCAAUUGCUUGAUCAGCAUAGCUACGCUGGAAGCUGAUGAUCAAUUCAAGGCGCUGUUUAAUAAGGACUUGUUCGACAAGGAUGCACGCAUUUCGUUCCAAGCACUUGUUGCCUGCUAUCUAAUGCAUCAGCAGCACUUGCACGAAACCUCUCAGCAAUCGACUUUGGGAGCCUAUCUGGAUACGCUGCCGCGUAGCUACACAAUGCCGUAUUUUUGUGCCAUGUCGGAGCUGCAGUGUUUGCCAGAGGCUUUGCUGGAACGCACAGUGGGACAGUAUCGUCAGAUACGUGAAUACUAUCAGAUUAUCAAGACGCUUGUAGGCACGCAACACUGUGAAUGCUGUGGCCAACUCUAUUGCCAGGACAUUUGGACAUUGCCGGAGUAUAAGCGUGCAUACUUUGCGGUCAACUCACGCAGCGUCUACCUUAAUCCUCGUCAACUGAAGCCAGCACGUUGUCACUUCCAGUCGCUGCUCAGUGGCGAUACUAACAUGGCUUUGGCGCCCUUCCUCGAUCUGUUCAAUCACUCGGACAGCGUUCAAACGACGGCGGAGUUGUCACCAAAUGGCAAGGAACAAGAUUAUGUGCUUACACUGGAUACUGCUGCUAAAUCGGAGCUACAGCCUUAUGAGCAACUAUUUAUCAGUUAUGGGGCAUUGCCCAAUUUGAAGCUACUAACGGAUUAUGGCUUUUAUCUGGAGCGUAAUGCACACGACUUUUUCGAAUUCUCAUUGUCGGACAUUGAACAGUUGAUUGCGCAGAAUAGGAAACUUGCGGCACAAACUUAUCACCGGAACAUCUUCAAAUUCAUCAGAGAGCACAAUCUUUACGAUCAGAUGUUUGUGCACAUCGACGAUGGUUGCUCACACAAUCUGCGUGUGGUGUUGCACUUAAUCUUCAAGCAGCAGGCAUACUUUCCCAAUGUGCUCAAUCAAAUUGCCUUUGGUGAUGUGGCACAGUUCGAUGAUGUGCAGCCGGAGCUGUCCUAUUUGGUGGCACAUAAAAUCAGCGAAUAUCAAGGCUUUGUCAAAGCGCUAAAUCAACUGCCACAACUCACAGAGAGCGGAGUUGUGGCACGCUCUUAUCUGCUGGAGUGUGUGCGUUACCUCAGUGACUUUGAAUCCUCUGUAGACUGUCAAUCCAACGAAUGAAUUUACUUUAGUUAU